Canariomyces notabilis is the source of this 1001-nucleotide messenger RNA. RefSeq lists its product as uncharacterized. NCBI's taxonomy places the organism in Eukaryota, Fungi, Ascomycota, Sordariomycetes, Sordariales, Chaetomiaceae. Bases 113 to 907 code for a protein of 264 amino acids. The record is from RefSeq and is a predicted model, not a curated record. The transcript is spliced from 3 exons.
AGUCGAUCCUGUCUUGAUGCUUUUUCCUCGCACCGUCGAUCGUUGCCCGUCUCAUACCAGCGCGGCCCAUUCUUGAUCUCCACGAUCGCCCAGCCGCGCAGUGUCCACAACUAUGGCGUCGUUUCCGGGCAUGGGCGGGCCGCCGCCCAUCAUCGACCCCGAGUAUGCGGCCGAGAGCAACGCGACAAAGCUCAUGGCAGUCAUCACUCUCUUCCAGCUCCUGUCACUCAUAACCGUGGUCCUGCGUGUCUACUGCCGUGUCGUCCUUGUCAAAUCACCCGGCAUCGAUGAUCUUGUUAUGGUGCUUGGCCUUCUCUUCACAUUAGGAGGAGGAUGGGGCACUCUGCUGGCCAUGGCAUUCCACGGCCUCGGCAAGCACGAUAUCACAGUCCAGGGAGCCGAUCUGCUCAUCUUCGACCAGGCCAACUUCUGGCUGACGAUCCUGGCCUUACUCGUCGGCUUGGGUCUUGUCAAGGUGUCCAUCGGGCUGAACCUGCUUCGACUGAGCACGAGCAAGUGGUACAAGUGGUCACUUCGGGCGACUAUUGCCUUUGUCAUUGCCUACACCUUCAUGGCCUGCAUGACCAUGUUUCUGCACUGCGACACGGUGGCCGGCAACUGGGACUACUCGCAGGCCACGGGCUGCUACUCGAUCGACCUCUUUGUCAAGUUUGGCACCAUCAACACGGCCUUCAACAUCUUUACCGACGUCUUGUUCGCCGUGUUCCCCGUCCCCAUCAUCUGGACGCUGCAGAUGAAGCGCAAGCUCCGCAUCUAUCUCGUUGGCAUCAUGAGCUUGGGCUACUUUGCUGUGGCCGUCGGCAUCGUCAAGGCCUACUACCAGAUCAACUUCACCCUAGAAACCGACAUCAAGUUUACCAUGCAUGUCCAGUUCUGGGGUUUGUAAGUCAUCCCAUUUCUUAAUAUCCCCCCUCACCCCUGAAUCAUGAUCCCGACCAUCAACCACAGCACUAACCACCCCACCCCCCCACCCAACAGCA